This is a messenger RNA of Rattus rattus (black rat), 1232 nucleotides long. It is a transcript of the gene Btg4, whose product is annotated as BTG anti-proliferation factor 4. NCBI's taxonomy places the organism in Eukaryota, Metazoa, Chordata, Mammalia, Rodentia, Muridae. The transcript has 6 exons. Gene Ontology annotation, biological process: negative regulation of cell population proliferation; negative regulation of mitotic cell cycle. Bases 187 to 939 code for a protein of 250 amino acids. Gene Ontology annotation, cellular component: nucleus; cytoplasm. The record is from RefSeq and is a predicted model, not a curated record.
AAUCUGAGGGAGAUUCUCCAAAAUCUAGAGGCUGCCAAAAUUAAGAAGACGUUGAUGGAUUUGGAAAGUAAUUGGCGAGAUCUUCAUUUUACUCCCAACUCUUUCCACUGCAUAUGACUGACUCGGUUGCUUGAAGAGAAGGAAACGGCAAUUGGAAGAGGUCCCUACCCAGACUGCUUUGGAAUCAUGAGAGAUGAAAUUGCAACAGCAGUUUUUUUUGUCACAAGACUGGCGAAAAAGCACGAGAAACUGAGUACCCAGCAGAUAGAAACCUUCGCGCUGAAGCUGAUGACUGUCUUGUUUGAAAAGUACAGAGGUCACUGGCACCCUGACUGCCCUUCUAAGGGGCAGGCUUUUAGGUGUAUCAGGAUAAACAACAAUGAGAAUAAAGACCCUGUUUUAGAAAGGGCUUGUUCUGAGAGUAAUGUGAAUUUUUUUCAUCUGGGACUUCCAAAGGAGAUGACCAUAUGGGUCGAUCCCUUUGAGGUGUGCUGUAGGUAUGGUGAGAAAAAGCAUCCCUUCACAAUUGCUUCUUUUAAAGGUAGAUGGGAGAACUGGGAAUUAGCUCAGAACGUCAGCUGUGCAGUUAACAGAGCCACAGGAGACUGCUCUCCCGGCGCAUCUUCUGAUGAGGAGAGCUGCGGCAGGGAGGCCCAGGCCAUCCCCAAAGUGAACAACCCCAAGAGCAUCUACCAGGUUGAAAACUUCAAACCGCCCUUCCAGCCGUGGCUCUGCCUCCCCCGCAGAAAGCAUUUGGCAGAUGGUCAUGGCUGCCUCCUGGGGGCUGCUUACCACCCAAUGCCCAAGAACUCGAAGUGGUGCAGGCAUGCUGGGCAUCGGGUGGACAGGUAUCACUGGGUCAACACACAGAUGAUCAGUGGUCAGACAGCACCAGGCGAGCUUGGAGGAGAGGCCUUGUCUUCCCGAAAGCAAAAAUGAGGCUAGAGCUAAGAAAUACUCCCAGUAAAAAAACACAACACACAAAACAAACGGCUGCUUCGGGGAUGUGAGCACACAAGGCCACCCUUGCACACAGAACUGCUUCAGGGAUGUGAGUGUACAAGGCCGUCCGUGCACACAGAUUGCCACCUGACUUUUAGCUACUUUUAAUUCUCAUUUUACUUUAUGUAACGUUUUAUGAACACUAGUGAAUAUAUGUGCCUAGUAAAGUGAUAGAAUGAAGAUAUUGCCUGUGAUAAAAUAAAAUGAAUUUUAGGAAGAAAGACUUGAAA